CGUCUGGGAAGGUUCUAUCCCGGAAGUGGGGCUCAGGCCGUUGUGGUCAGUUUAGUCCCCGAGGCUUGGCUGGGGGGUUCUGCUGGCGACAUGGCCGACCCUGACCCCCGCUAUCCCUGCUCGUCCAUCGAGGAUGACUUCAACUAUGGCAGCUGCGUGGCGUCUGCCAGCGUGCACAUCCGCAUGGCCUUUCUCCGAAAAGUCUACAGCAUCCUGUCUCUGCAAGUUCUCUUAACUACAGUGAUGUCUGCAGUGUUCUUAUCCUUUGAGUCCAUACGGACAUUUGUCCAUGGGAGUCCUGCCUUAAUUCUGGUGUUUGCUCUUGGAUCUUUGGGUUUGAUUUUCGCAUUGACUUUAAACAGACAUAAGCAUCCCCUUAACCUCUACCUGCUAUUUGGAUUUACACUGUUGGAAGCUCUGACUGUGGCCAUUGUUGUUACUUUCUAUGAUGUAUAUAUUGUUCUACAAGCUUUUAUACUGACUACUGCAGUAUUUCUUGGUUUGACUGUAUAUACUCUACAAUCUAAGAGAGAUUUCAGCAAAUUUGGAGCAGGGCUGUUUGCUGUUUUAUGGAUUUUAUGCUUGUCAGUAUUCUUGAAGAUAUUUUUUUAUAGUGCGACAGUGGAGCUGGUCCUUUCUGCAGUGGGAGCCCUUCUUUUUUGCGGUUUCAUCAUCUAUGAUACACACUCCCUGAUGCAUAAACUGUCACCUGAAGAGUAUGUAUUAGCUGCCAUCAGCCUCUAUUUGGAUGUUAUCAAUCUGUUCCUGCACCUCUUACGGUUUUUGGAAGCAGUUAAUAAGAAGUAACUGAGAGCAGUAUACAGAGACUAUCAUUAUGUAAUAAAAGUUGAAAUAUAAUUAAAUGUUGUUUAAAACGUU
Messenger RNA from Dipodomys spectabilis (banner-tailed kangaroo rat), 879 nucleotides. It is a transcript of the gene Tmbim4, whose product is annotated as transmembrane BAX inhibitor motif containing 4. Bases 91 to 807 code for a protein of 238 amino acids. Gene Ontology annotation, biological process: negative regulation of apoptotic process. The record is from RefSeq and is a predicted model, not a curated record. Lineage: Eukaryota; Metazoa; Chordata; Mammalia; Rodentia; Heteromyidae. Gene Ontology annotation, cellular component: membrane. The transcript has 7 exons.